AUGACGACACUCCUCGUCAUAGGGCUGUUUGGCACCGGCAAUAUUGUGAUAUGUACUCCUGACACAACAGAGGUUUACUGUAUAUGCAAUGAAAUGACGUACAGUUCAUUUGAUGCAUAUGAAACUAACUAUGGUACUGUUAUGGAUGAUGUGUGUGCUUACACACCAAUGAAUGGUUUCAAUUACUACACUAGCUGCUUCGACUGUCACGGCCAUGGAGUGUGUAACGGGGCAUUGACACAAUCUGAUUGCAAUGAGUGCUUGAAGGAAGCUAGAGAUCAUCUGUUCAACGAAUGCCGUCUGAGAGUAGGUGCUCAAGUUCAACUUAAGGAUUGUAGAAUUAGAUAUGAAAAUUAUGAAUUCAGCGAGUAA
Syzygium oleosum is the source of this 372-nucleotide messenger RNA. RefSeq names its product antifungal protein ginkbilobin-like protein. Lineage: Eukaryota; Viridiplantae; Streptophyta; Magnoliopsida; Myrtales; Myrtaceae. Gene Ontology annotation, cellular component: plasmodesma. The transcript has a single exon. The record is from RefSeq and is a predicted model, not a curated record. Bases 1 to 372 code for a protein of 123 amino acids.